GCGUCGUCUGGUCGUGGACGUAUCUGUGGUCGCUGUGGUUCUUCCUCAUGCUCUUCCUCGUCUACGUCCUGAGGGUGCCUCUGAAGAUCAACGACAACUUGAGCACAGCCCCGCUAAUAAAUGGUGGGUCGCUACAAAGAAGGGGGAAAGGAAGAAAGAGGUUCAGUUGGAAGAAGCAGCGAUGCCUUCCUGCUCCUCGUCAGGACUUGAGGUGGGGGGAACCUCACACGCAGAAGGCGGGAAUAAUUUGGGCAAAGGCAUCUCCGCCCUCUUUCUCAAUGGAAGAUGUACGUUUGAGGCAUCUCCACGGUCCCAGCUGUGAGGAGGUGCUGGCAGACCACCUUCAAAAGAAGAAGAAGAAAUAAACAUGGUAUUUGCUGGGUCAGAAUAGAAGGCUGGUCAUCUAUGGCUUCCCUCUGAAGACUCAUGAGCGGAACGGGAAGGUGUGAUGUGAGUAUGUUUUUGAACACAUUGACGCCCAAGUUCUACGUUGCUCUCACAGGAACUUCUUCAUUAAUAUCUGGGCUUAUUUUGAUAUUUGAGUGGUGGUAUUUUCGCAAGUAUGGGACCUCGUUCAUUGAGCAAGUCUCGGUGAGUCACUUGCGCCCUCUGCUGGGAGGGGUGGACAGCAACUCUCCCAACAACUCAAAUACAAGCAACGGGGAUUCUGAUGCAAAUCGGCAGAGUGUCUCAGAAUGCAAAGUCUGGCGAAAUCCACUAAACCUGUUUAGAGGAGCUGAAUAUAACCGGUAUACCUGGGUGACGGGAAGGGAACCUCUGACAUACUACGAUAUGAAUCUUUCGGCGCAAGAUCACCAGACCUUCUUCACGUGCGAUACGGACCACUUAAGGCCUGCAGAUGCCAUAAUGCAAAAAGCGUGGAGGGAGAGAAAUCCGCAGGCCAGAAUUUCUGCAGCGCAUGAAGCCUUAGAGCUAAAUGAGUGCGCCACUGCCUAUAUUCUGUUGGCAGAAGAGGAAGCAACAACUAUUGUGGAAGCAGAGAAGUUGUUCAAACAGGCUCUGAAGGCUGGCGAAGGCUGCUACAGGCGUAGCCAACAGCUGCAGCAUCAUGGUGCCCAGUACGAAGCUCAACACAGACGGGACACUAAUGUAUUAGUCUACAUUAAGAGGAGGCUGGCAAUGUGUACAAGAAAGCUGGGGAGGACCAGGGAAGCUGUGAAAAUGAUGAGAGAUUUAAUGAAGGAAUUCCCUCUUCUCAGCAUGUUCAACAUCCAUGAAAAUUUGCUGGAAGCUCUGUUGGAGUUACAAGCAUACGCAGAUGUUCAGGCAGUUUUAGCAAAAUAUGAUGAUAUAAGUUUGCCCAAAUCAGCCACAAUAUGCUACACGGCUGCCCUGCUGAAAGCCAGAGCUGUCUCUGACAAAUUUUCUCCAGAGGCAGCUUCAAGACGAGGGCUAAGUACAGCAGAGAUGAAUGCAGUAGAAGCUAUUCACAGAGCGGUAGAAUUUAAUCCACAUGUGCCAAAAUAUCUCCUAGAAAUGAAAAGCUUGAUAUUGCCUCCUGAACAUAUUUUGAAGAGGGGCGACAGUGAAGCAAUAGCUUAUGCUUUCUUUCACCUUCAGCACUGGAAAAGGGUCGAGGGGGCACUAAAUCUCUUACAUUGUACGUGGGAAGGCACUUUCAGAAUGAUCCCUUAUCCUUUGGAAAAAGGGCACCUUUUCUACCCUUACCCCAUCUGUACAGAAACAGCAGACAGAGAACUUCUUCCAUCAUUUCAUGAAGUCUCAGUUUACCCCAAGAAAGAGCUUCCUUUCUUUAUUCUCUUCACUGCUGGAUUAUGUUCCUUCACAGCUAUGCUGGCACUUUUGACACAUCAGUUCCCAGAGCUCAUGGGAGUCUUCGCUAAAGCAUUUCUUAGCACUCUCUUUGCCCCCUUGAACUUUGUGAUGGAAAAAGUGGAAAGCAUCCUGCCCUCCAGUCUCUGGCAUCAGCUGACAAGGAUCUGAAGGAAAAUAGUCCGAAAUGACUGCCAUGACAUUUUCUGUGCCAACUUACUGUUGCUGACCAGAAAGCAUGAUUUUUUUAAAAAGGGAAGCAGUUUUCAGCUCUUCAUGGGUUGUCUGUUAUAAUUUUUGUUGUUGUACAAAAUACAUUGAUGUUUGGUUCUAUUCUAUUUUGCUUUCAGAAAAGAAAAGGGGAAAAAACUUUGGGGGGAAAAUAAAUUUUGUGUAUUGCAGCAA
Podarcis muralis (Common wall lizard) is the source of this 2199-nucleotide messenger RNA. The record is from RefSeq and is a predicted model, not a curated record. Lineage: Eukaryota; Metazoa; Chordata; Lepidosauria; Squamata; Lacertidae.